This is a messenger RNA of Emiliania huxleyi CCMP1516, 3447 nucleotides long. RefSeq lists its product as hypothetical. Lineage: Eukaryota; Haptophyta; Isochrysidales; Noelaerhabdaceae. Gene Ontology annotation, molecular function: glycosyltransferase activity. The coding region runs from base 1 to 3447 and encodes 1148 amino acids. The record is from RefSeq and is a predicted model, not a curated record. The transcript has 13 exons.
AUGCUCGCCCUCGCUCUUCUCGCGACGCCCUCAACCGCCGCCUCUCGCCCCCGUCCGCGGCGCGGGGGGGCACUCAUCGACACGCGCAACCGCACCGACUUCAGCAUCAAGCUCGAGACCGACGCGCCGUCGCUCGCCCUCGCGGCGUCUGUCUCGCGCAAACCCAACAAGGCCGCGGAGCUCCUGCUCCACCAAGACGUCCUCGGGGGUGGGUGGGCGCUGUUAGGUGCCUGGCCGGUCGUCGCCACCUUCCAUCCAACCUUCUCCUUCCCGUUCAACCUCUCCAAGUUCAGUGACGCCGCCUCACGCGCCGCCGCCCCGACCACCGUCAAGCCCAUCGGCGCCGCGGCCGACGCCGAGCUCGCCUCCUUUGGCGAGGCUGCCGGCGCGGUCAAGAAUGGCGACGUCUCGCUCGCCGACUCCACCGCCAACUCCGUCGGUGUCACGUGCGGCGGCGGCGCCGCCCCUGUGUGGUGCGCGGAGCCGCCGCCGCCCCUCACCGAGCUCUGCGUCUCCGAGGAUCCGAUCAAGGCCUCGGGCUCCACGAGCAGCGAGACGAGCCUCAAGACCGCCACGGCCCACUCCAAGAGCGAGGCCGACGAGACGGGCACAAAGACGGACUGCACGACCGCCACGGCCCACUCCAAAGUCGAGAUCGGGAUCGGUAAGACCUACCCGCCUACCUCCAUGAAGCUCAAUAUCGGCGCCUACGCCGAGCUCGCCCCAUUUGACGAGACUUCCGGCGCGACGAAGAUCGGCGACCCCUCACUCGAGGAGAGCUUCACGACCGCCACGCCCCUCCCAGAGAUCGAUGUGGCCUCGCUGCUCUUUCUCCGCUCUUGUGCGGCCGUGCUGGCGCUGCUCCUCGCGGCGUUCCUUGAGCCGCCGUUGCGUGGGCAGGUCAAGAAGAAGAGGGUGGAGGGCCGCAGCCACGAAGCGAUCUCCAUCCUCGUGCUCGGGAUGCACCACGCGGGCACGUCGAUCGUCGCAAACUUGACCAUGAUGCUGGGCGCCAACGGCGGCACGCUCGAGGGCAUGCUGCUGCACCCAUCGAACCCGCUCAAAUACUGGGAGCGCGCCGAUGUGGUCGGCCUCGAUGAGGAGCGGCUGGCUGCGGGCGUGGAUGCGGCCGCGGCGCGCUACAAUCUGCCCGACUGGGUGGCGUACGGCUUCGAUGCCGACAAGCCGGCGACCAAGGUGCACUCGACGGCGGAGGCGAAGGGCGUCGUGGCAAAACUCAACGCCCAGCGACCGUGGGUGACAAAAGACCCGCGCAUGUCCCUCGUCGCCUCGGAGUGGGUCGAGCUGCUCGACGCGCCCGCCUGCGUCAUCGUGCACCGCGAGCCCCUCUCCAUCGCCAACUCGAUGAUGAUCUACUCGCACAACGUGUCGUACGCAGAAUGGGCAGCGGUCUACGAGGCGUACUACGGCGGCGUUGCGCGCGCCUGCGCCAUCGUGCCCACCGCCGUGGUCCACCACGAGGAGCUCAUGGCGCGACCAUACGCCGCGCUGACAAGACUGCACGCGGACCUCUCCGCCCUCGGUGUCGAGCGGCUCACCAUGCCCACCGAGGAGCGCAUCAACGCGCUCCUGCGCCCGUCGCCCAAGACGUCGGUCACCUACCUCGCCUCGGAGCGGAAGGUCGUGAGCCGCCCCGCUUCGCCGUGGCUCUUCAUCCCGCUCCGCAAGUCGCAGGCCUACGCCACCCUCCUGACGACGGACAACAGCGACUACUUCCGCGGCGCCAUGGUGCUCGGCUCCUCGAUCCGCUCCUUCGAUUCAGCGCGCGACAUGGUGUGCCUCGUCACGUCGUCGGUGCCCGAAGAGUGGCGCUCCGCCCUCACCGUUGCCGGCUGGACCGUCGCCGUCGUCGACGAGGUUGCCUUUUGGUUUGGAAAGUCCGAGGAGUGCUCCAGGUUUGACAAGGACCAGGGCGAGCGGUGGGGCCACAUGGCCACCAAGCUGCGGCUGUGGCAGCAGCUCAAGUACAAGCGCAUCCUCUACCUGGACGCCGACACAAUCCUCACCGGCGAUGCUUCCGACGCCUUCGACAAGGUCAAGGGCUUCGCCGCCGAGCGCGCCCGCUUCCACUCGUACUUCAACGCGGGCGUGAUGAUGCUGUCGCCGUCCGAGGCCACCUACCAGGACCUGCUCGCUGAGGGCAGCAAGGAGCACAAGAACAAGUUUGGCAACGUGAUCGACUGCACCGAACAGGCCCUCCUCAACUCGUACUACGACGGCUCCACGCCCGAGCGCGGCGUCACCAAGCUCGCCAUCGGCCGCGCUGACCCGUGGGUGGUCGCCGACGGCGAGGAGGCGGUGCCGUCCGACUGCGAUGCGGUGAUGUACGCCUACUGGAAGCGCGUGUGGGACCGCCUGACCUCGGCCACCGAAGAGUCCUCCAAGGGCAGCAUCGGCAGUCGGCGCCCCAAAGUGCGCCGCAUGCUGCGCCGCCUCGCGGGCGUCAGCGCGGGCCCCUCGACGGCGCAGGCCCUGCAUUGCGAGUACGAUUGCCCACCGCCGCGGCUGCCACCGGGUUUCCCUGGCGGCUACUUCAUCACCGGCCCGUGCUCGCUCACCGACGGCGGCUCGUGCGCCGCGUCGCCAAACUACCCGAACAGCUACGGCAACAACGAGAAGUGCACCAUCAGCGGCGUGCCGCUGGUCGGGCUGGAGACGGUUGCCUUUGAUGUGGAGGCGGGCGACGGCUGCCCCUUCGACUAUCUCACCGUCAACGGCAUAACGUACUGCGGCACCUCGGGGCCGAGUGGCGCGGUGGCGGAGGACGGCGUCAUUAAGUGGCGAUCGGAUGGCUACGUAGUCAGCGAGACCGAGCUCCGCUCCCUGAUCGAGGAGGCUACUAUUACUGCUGCCGACGUCUCCAUCUACCUGCCGCCCGGCGACGUCGAGAUCAUCGAGUCGGUCGUGAGGGACUGCUCGGCUGGCUCUGGCGGCGGCGUCGUCAGGGCGUAUGACAGCGGUGCGGUCUCGAUAACCAGCUCGAACGUGUCGGGCUGCUCGGCUGGCGAGAACGGCGGCGUCGUCUCCGCGUCUACCGGCGGUGCGGUCUCGAUAACCGGCUCGACCGUGUCGGGCUGCUCUGCUGGCUUGUCCGGCGGCGUCGUCCUCACGUAUGAGAACAGCGGUGCGGUCUCGCUAAUCGGCUCGACCGUGUCGGGCUGUUCGGCUGGCGCUAACGGCGGCGUCGUCUACGCGUAUCAAAGCGGUGCGGUCUCGAUGAUCGACUCGGCCGUGUCGAGCUGCUCGGCUGGCGAUUCCGGCGGCGUCGUCUUCACGUAUGAGAACAGCGGUGCGGUCUCGCUAAUCGGCUCGACCGUGUCGGGCUGUUCGGCUGGCGCUGGCCACGGCUGCCUCACCCCGCUCUCUCCUCGCAACCGCAGAACGGCGGCGUCGUCUACGCGUAUCAAAGCGGUGCGGUCUCGAUAA